UAAGAUGAUGGAGGCAAAAAGUAUUAGUGGCGAGGAUAGAAUAUCAGAGUUGCCUGUGCAAAUCAUUUAUCAGAUCUUAUACCAGACUGAAAUUACCCCAAAAAAGGCGGCUCAAACUUGUGUCUUAUCCAAGAGGUGGUAUAAUUUUUGGAUUUCACGGCCUAAUCUGGUACUCAAUCACGAACGAAAAUCUUGGGAAAAUUUUGUCAACUUUGUUGAUCAGUCCCUACGACCCCAUGUUGAAAAACAUUUAUGUCUAGAGCAAUUUAGCAUUAAAUGCGAAUAUCAUCACAAAAAAUUGGCUUCUGCUAUAGAUCGUUGGAUUGAUUUGGUGGUUAAACUUAACGUCAAAGUACUAGAGCUUCACCCUUGGAAUUCUGAUACGUACUACUAUAGUUUACCUGAUGCUAUUUAUGCAGCUAGAGAACUGAAAACAUUGACACUAGAGAGGUGUAAGUUUGAAUUUGAUAUUAGCACAACUAAAAUCAUAACAUUCUGUAAUCUAAAAAUCCUUGAUUUGCGGAGUGCCCAUAUAUUAGAAGACCAAUUGCAAAGACUUCUCGCCAGAUGCCCAUUCAUCAGGACUCUACAACUAGUUAAUUGCCAGGGUAUAAACAAAUUACAUGUUUUUGGCCUAGUACAUUUGGAGAAUUUGGUGGUUGUAUUGGGUGUAUUGGACAGUCUCAAAAGCUUGAUAGUCCAGGCUCCAAAUCUUCGAUACUUUGGAUGUGGAGGGAUGGCACAAUUAAGCAAGGGAAGUGAGGACAAUCUUGUUCCUUGCAACAUUGCAAUUGUGGAUGCUUACAAUACUUUUGAAACACUCAAACUCUGGGAUGUCAUCACAGAGAAACUGUUUCAAGACAUGUUCUCUAAGCACUCAAACAUUUUUGAAUUGGAUCUAGAAAGUUGCUAUGAGCUGAAAAAUAUAGAGAUUGUGAGCGAAAAACUCAAGAAGUUGACCUUAUCGAAGUCGAGGAAUCUGGAACAAGUCAAGAUUCAAGCUCCAAAUUUGACGGAAUUUGUUUCUGAGGGUGACAAAAUUCCCUUCGACCUUCCUCACUUUGUUCAAAAGUCCAACUAUUCUAAAGGUCUCAUACUAGCAAUAUUUUGCGAGAAGACAAACCAUCUUUAUAUAUGAAGAUCCAAAAGAAAUUGUUGUUCCUCCAUUUGAUAAAGUCAGGAUACUAUUUAGACCUGUGAAGCAUCUUGAAUCAUUCAUACAUGAUUUAAUGACAAUGUAUCCCAAGACCAUGUCAAUACUUUCUAUUACAAAUAGCAAACUACUCCAGGUGCUGCCUACCUUAAUAGGAUGCCCAUAUGAUGCCAAAACCAAGCGUUCCUACUGGCAGCGUCGAUUGAAAGAAGUCAGUACGUACACAAUUGAGAAGGAAAUGGACGCCCUUCGGUAUAGUUGGUUAAAGUCCACGCCUCUGUUUGAUCAAGUGACUACUUUCAUGUUCAAAUGGUAAUAACAAGCUUGGUAUGAUUCUCUCAAGAGCCACAGAUACAUCAGCAUUAGUUUUAGUAUGUUCAGACUUAGUAUGAUUGUCUAGAGAGUCGUAUAUAAAUCCAGCAUUUAGUCUGAGUUAGUAUAUAAUAUGAUCUAUUAUAUAUAAACGUGAUUCUGAAAGCAGUGAAUUCAGUUGAACUUAUUAAACUCAA
Molecule: messenger RNA, 1662 nt
Organism: Nicotiana tabacum (common tobacco)
Lineage: Eukaryota; Viridiplantae; Streptophyta; Magnoliopsida; Solanales; Solanaceae
Product: F-box/LRR-repeat protein At3g58900-like
Molecular function (GO): protein binding
Source: RefSeq, a predicted model, not a curated record